GGAUGGCGCAGGCGCUGGGCCCCGACACGCCGUUCACGGCCAUCGCCGGCAGCGAGAUUUUCUCCCUGGAGAUGUCGCGCACGGAGGCGCUGACCCAGGCCUUCCGCCGCUCCAUCGGCGUCCGCAUCAAGGAAGAGACUGAGAUCAUCGAGGGGGAGGUGGUGGAGAUCCAGAUCGACCGCCCGGCCACCGGCACGGGGACCAAAGUGGGGAAGCUGACGCUGAAAACGACGGAGAUGGAAACCAUUUACGAUUUGGGGGCGAAGAUGAUCGAGGCUCUGAGCAAGGAGAAGGUUCAGGCAGGGGACGUCAUCACCAUCGACAAGGCCACGGGGAAGAUUUCAAAGCUGGGGCGCUCCUUCACCCGGGCGCGGGACUACGACGCCAUGGGAGCACAGACGAAAUUCGUGCAGUGCCCCGACGGGGAGCUGCAGAAGCGGCGCGAGGUCGUUCACACGGUGUCGCUGCACGAGAUCGACGUCAUCAACUCCCGCACCCAGGGCUUCCUCGCCCUGUUCUCAGGUGACACAGGUGAGAUCAAGCCGGAGGUGCGGGAGCAGAUCAACGCCAAAGUGGCCGAGUGGCGUGAGGAGGGCAAGGCCGAGGUCAUCCCUGGGGUAAGCCCUGACCCCCAAAACUCUCAUGGGAACCCCCAAAACCCCUCAGGGAACCCCAUAAUCCCCUGGGGACCCCCAAACCCUUCCUAGGACCCUCCAAACCCC
Molecule: messenger RNA, 722 nt
Organism: Cyanistes caeruleus (blue tit)
Lineage: Eukaryota; Metazoa; Chordata; Aves; Passeriformes; Paridae
Source: RefSeq, a predicted model, not a curated record